Messenger RNA from Styela clava, 2587 nucleotides. RefSeq lists its product as uncharacterized. Gene Ontology annotation, cellular component: nucleus. Gene Ontology annotation, biological process: regulation of transcription by RNA polymerase II; immune system process. Gene Ontology annotation, molecular function: RNA polymerase II cis-regulatory region sequence-specific DNA binding; DNA-binding transcription factor activity, RNA polymerase II-specific. Lineage: Eukaryota; Metazoa; Chordata; Ascidiacea; Stolidobranchia; Styelidae. The record is from RefSeq and is a predicted model, not a curated record.
AUUCCACAAUAUAUUUUAGACUAGAUACAAUUUUAAUACUAUUUCUUGGAAACCUACACUAACGUGGGUUUGAAACUGAAACAGUUGAUAUUUAUACGGUAGUCUAGUCUGCAUUCACAACGCAGUAAGAAUGGCGCCACCGAAAGAAGAAAAUGGCGACGAUGCACAAUCAACCACUCCAGAAUACCGGGACCGUUUACGAACUUGGCUGAUUAAAAUGAUCGACAGUGGAACCAUUCCCGGACUAUACUGGGAAAAUGAAGAAAAGACCAUAUUUCGUAUGCCAUGGAAACACGCAGGUCGACAAGAUUACAGCCUUGAAGAAGAUUCAAGAAUAUUCAUGGCUUGGGCGAUUCACAGCGGCCGGUACCGCGAAGGUAUUGAUAAACCAGAACCUAUCAUUUGGAAAACGAGACUACGAUGCGCUUUAAACAAAAUGCCGGACAUCCGGGAGAUACCGGAACGAAGCAGACUUGACAUCAGUGAACCAUAUCGAGUGUACCAUUUUCUCCCACCAGUGCACAAAGACACACAGAUAAGGCGUCGUUUACAGAGAAGACAUUCUCAAGCUCAAAACUCGGAUUCUGCAAUUAUAACGGCAGCACAAACGUCACCAACUUAUGGGAAUUGUCAAACAAGAAAGGAUUUGAAUUCAGCGAGGCAUGCGGAAUUUCAAGGCUCGCGUUUGGAGAAUCGAACGAGUGAAAAGAUGCAUGGAAUCAAUCACGUUGAAUUUAACCACAGGCCGCGUGUUGAUGUAAGAAACCCAACACCUUGGUUGCGUACUCCUACUCUCGUUCCAGGGACUGAAAACCCUCUUUUGCAAGGACUAAAUCUGAAUUGCCUAACGUCUCCACUAGGCACAAGAAACUUUGUUAAUCCAUAUAACUUCCUUUCUGUCGCUCAUAGAGAUCUUCGUCAGCGACCCGAAUUUGAUUUCCCGCUUCUUUCCUAUCCCCAUGGAACUAUACUUGACCAGCAAGCAUUGCAUCCUUUCAUCAUGCCAUCGAGCUCCAUUGCCACCGGUAUUCCGUCGGCUUCGGCAAAGGCCAUUGGGGUAACCUCCCCCUUUAGCAGAAAUUUGUCUCUAGCAGCCAUGGCAGCGGGCGAUUUCAUGAAAAGAAAUGCUAAAACAGGCAAAGCAAUAAUUGGCGGGUAUUCCGCAGAUAGCAUGCGCAACAUGGAAGAAAAACGAUCAAUUCAUCAAGAAAUCAGCUUAGGUCACCACCAAAGAGGACAGCACUCUCCCGAAAGAGUUAUGACAAAAUUAAGAUCGGAUGAAAACGAAGAAGAAAAAUGUAAGAUCGAGUUACUUGAACUUGAACUAGCAAAGUGGAAACGUGCUCACGACAGAGAAAAAGAUCUCCGCGAAUCUUUACAAAGACAACACGAACAUUUAAAGCGCGCUUUAGAAAACAUGGGAGGUGAUUUACUCGCUAUGAUCAUGAGAAAUUAUUCAAUGAAUGAGGAAAAUGGAAGUAAUGAUAAAGAGCGGGCUUCAAUGUUAAAUUCUCGUCGUGAUGCCACCUCACCCGCCACAUUUAGAAGGAGAAGUGCUGGGGACGCACAAACCUCUUCUACCUCAUCGAUAGGGGUGCAGUCAAGGGUAGCUCGAUAUUCUGAAGAUGACAAACGAUUUAGAAGUCCACUGAAUGGAUACGAAUCUCCUGUCCGGGAUAAUAAACCAAGUGUCAUCAACCAGUUUUCUGAAUUAACGAAUAGAAAGAGACAUUCAAAUGAGAAAAACGACAGAACAUUUUUGAAACCCUUGGAUUUGUCAAAUUCGCCACCUUCUAAGCGAUGUAAAGAAGAAGAUGAAAUUAUAGUAUCAUCUCCAUCAAAUAAAAAUAGUGGAAGCAGUCAAAGUCGUCUUACUGAAUAUGCCAGCCAAAGACAAAGCACAUACCCGCCAUUUCUAAACUUUAAAUCUGUUGCCAAGGAAGAAAAUUUUCGUUCUUCUCGAAACGCCUCAAAAAGUUCAGACUGUGACGAUGCGGAAGUACAACUUCCGGGAUUAGCGACCUCGUCUGUAGCCCCUACAUCUGUGGAAAAAUCACCAUCAACGUUAUCAAGCUGUUCUAGCGCUGAGGAAAUAAAUCUUGGGUCUUCUACAUCACCUAACACGUCACGAGUGUCACCCGUAAUGUCAUUGUUUAGACCGGAGAGAGACAAUUCAUACGGCGCAUUCAAAUCUAGUAUUAACGGACCAAUACAAGUCACUUAGAACGAUUAUCAGGAUUUGGUUGGUGAAUUCAAAGAUACCUCGUUGAUCACGAAUACAAGAAUUUGUCAUCGGCUGAUUCAAAAACUCAAACAUUGGAUGAUUGAGUUAGUCACGUGGUUUAUUAACGCUGCACUGUACAAUUUUACUGUAGAUCUUGGAUUCCGGGAAACGCACUUAUAAUUGUACGCCUGGUUGCAACUAUAAUCGGUUGGAACAUUUCAAAUAUCAUCAUAACGUUUAGGUUUACAUUCGCAACUGAUAGAACAUUACAACAGUUUUAAGUAUCUUUGAAAUAUACUACAAUGCAAUUAAAAAUGAACCCAAAUUCAAGAAAACGGUCCAACUGGCUUACUUAUAUAUUCA